CCUCCAGCACUCAUAGACUUGCAUAAAUAGCCAGCGCCUCAGAGCACCUUUGUCUACUGAGAAGCAAGUGCGAUAAUCUUACUGUAUCUGCUCAGGGUAUUCCCACUUGACAAGGCUCGCUCCUGUUUUGUUUUCAGUGCAGUUUGGACGCGCAAAACGCAUUCCUUUGAAUUGAUCUUCGCCUUUGGUUGUAAAAAUGCUCUCAAAGGAGAAAGAUGGUGACAAUUGUGCCGUUUUUGUGACCAACGGAGGGCAAAAGAAGCUGAAAGAAACGGAGGAACGGGGCUACUGGAGCACGAAAGCCGAGUUUAUUCUCACGGUGAUGGGUGCAAUCAUUGGACCGGGGAACGUUUGGAGAUUUCCUUAUCUGUGUUACAAAAACGGUGGAGGUGUGUUUUUCAUCCCGUAUAUUUUGUUCAUGGUCUUUUGCGGGAUCCCCUUGUUCUUCCUUGAGACCGCUAUGGGACAGUACACCAACCAGGGUGGUAUAACGUGUUGGAAAAAGGUUUGCCCACUUUUUCAAGGCAUCGGCUAUGCGAGUCACCUUAUCAUUGCAUUCGGCGCCACCUCCUACAUUACGAUUAUCGCUUGGGCGUUUUUUUAUCUGUUCUCCUCCUUUAAUGCCGAGUUGCCUUGGGCCACAUGUGGAAACGACUGGAACACAGACUCAUGCGUGGACAUCAGCAUUGCAAAUCUGAGCCUCGGCGUGACACACAGGGAGAACAUCACACUGCCUGUUGUAGAAUUUUGGGAGCGCAGAGUGCUGAAGAUCUCCCGUGGGAUUGAGGAGGUGGGAAGCUUGAGGUGGGAGCUGGUCUUGUGUCUCAUCCUGGCAUGGGUCAUCUGCUACUUUUGCAUUUGGAAGGGGAUCAAAUCCACAGGGAAGGCAGCCUACUUCACAGCUACUUUCCCCUACGCUAUGUUGCUUAUUUUACUCAUACGUGGUGUGACGUUACCAGGGGCAAUGGAGGGAAUUAUUUUCUACAUCUACCCUGACGUAUCGCGCUUAUCAGAUCCACAGGUGUGGUUGGAUGCCGGCACUCAGAUCUUCUUCUCUUAUGCCAUCGGCCUCGGGUUCCUGACCUCGCUUGGCAGUUACAAUACUUACAACAACAACUGUUACAAGGAUUGCUUCUACCUGUGUUUACUGAACAGCGCCACCAGUGUUGUGGCAGGUUUUGCCAUUUUCUCCGUCUUGGGAUUCAUGACCUACGAGCAAGGCGUCGGUAUUGCAGAGGUGGCAGAAUCAGGUCCAGGACUGGCCUUUAUUGUUUAUCCCCGUGCUGUGGCCAUGAUGCCCGUGCCGCAGGUGUGGGCCGUGUGUUUCUUCCUCAUGAUCAUUCUACUCGGCUUGGAUAGUCAGUUUGUCGGUCUGGAAUGUCUGAUGACAUCACUGGUGGAUCUCUACCCGUCUUACCUACGUCAAGGCUACAGACGUGAGCUGGUUCUUCUGGCCAUCUGCACCGUGUCCUUUCUGCUGGGACUUUCUCUGGUGACGGAGGGAGGGAUGUACCUGCUCCAGCUGGUGGAUUUCUACGUCUGCAGUGGGACCACCCUGCUCCUGCUCUCCGUCUGCCAGUCUGUCAGCAUUGCUUGGGUCUAUGGGGCAGAGCGUUUCUACGGGAACAUCACAGAUAUGAUUGGCUAUCGUCCUUCUCCGCUCAUGAAACUCUGCUGGUGCUACUUCACUCCAUGUUUAUGUUUUGGCACCUUUGUCUUCUCCAUAGUCCGAUUUUCUCCCUUGAAGUUCAGUCACACUUAUGUUUAUCCACUUUGGGCCAACAUCCUGGGCUGGUUCUUGGCCACCAUCUCCCUGAGCCUCAUACCUCUGUUCGUGCUCUACAAGCUCCUAAAUGGAGAGGGCACCCUUCGUCAGCGAUUCCUGAUGCUAUGCCUUCCUGAAGAUGACCUGAAACGUCUUCCCCAGCUGAGAGACAAAGUCGUCGCUCCAGUAACUGAACUCAAAUCUUUGUCUGGUGAAGUGGAAGUUAAGUGACCGAGUACG
Molecule: messenger RNA, 2005 nt
Organism: Syngnathus acus (greater pipefish)
Lineage: Eukaryota; Metazoa; Chordata; Actinopteri; Syngnathiformes; Syngnathidae
Product: sodium- and chloride-dependent GABA transporter 2-like
Exons: 14
Coding region: 197-1996 (599 amino acids)
Biological process (GO): sodium ion transmembrane transport
Cellular component (GO): membrane
Source: RefSeq, a predicted model, not a curated record